Zingiber officinale is the source of this 1659-nucleotide messenger RNA. Its product is annotated as guanosine nucleotide diphosphate dissociation inhibitor 2-like. The coding region runs from base 100 to 1437 and encodes 445 amino acids. Gene Ontology annotation, biological process: small GTPase-mediated signal transduction; vesicle-mediated transport; protein transport. NCBI's taxonomy places the organism in Eukaryota, Viridiplantae, Streptophyta, Magnoliopsida, Zingiberales, Zingiberaceae. The record is from RefSeq and is a predicted model, not a curated record. Gene Ontology annotation, molecular function: Rab GDP-dissociation inhibitor activity. Gene Ontology annotation, cellular component: cytoplasm. The transcript has 13 exons.
UUUUCUAGUAAACAUGGCAUCAUUCGCUUGCCGCUUCUUCCUGGUGGUCUUUUCCUGCAUCCCAAGAGAUCUUCGUACCCUUCUCCUGUAGUCCUCGCCAUGGAUGAAGAAUACGACGUCAUCGUCCUUGGUACCGGGCUCAAGGAGUGCAUCCUUAGCGGCCUUCUCUCCGUCGAUGGCCUCAAGGUCCUACACAUGGAUAGGAAUGAUUACUAUGGAGGAGAAUCAAGCUCCCUCAAUCUUAUUCAGCUCUGGAAAAGGUUUAGGGGGAGUGAUAAGCCUCCAGCAAAUCUUGGGCUUAGCAGGGAUUAUAAUGUUGACAUGAUUCCUAAGUUUAUGAUGGCUAAUGGUACUUUGGUACGCACACUUAUACAUACUGAUGUCACAAAAUAUUUAUCUUUCAAAGCCGUUGAUGGGAGCUACGUCUUUAAUAAAGGAAAGAUUCACAAGGUUCCUGCCACUGAUAUGGAGGCACUGAGAUCGCCAUUAAUGGGAUUGUUUGAGAAGCGUCGAGCUCGGAAGUUCUUUAUAUAUGUCCAAGACUAUGACGAGAAUAACCCAACGACUCAUGAAGGAUUAGACCUUACUAGAGUGACUACAAAGGAACUCAUUUCAAAAUAUGGUUUGGAUGACAACACGAUUGACUUCAUUGGCCAUGCCUUGGCCCUUCAUCGAGAUGAUCGGUAUCUGUAUGAACCUGCACUUGAUACCGUGAAGAGGAUGAAGUUGUAUUCAGAGUCCCUAGCACGGUUCCAAGGUGGUUCGCCAUAUAUCUAUCCUUUAUAUGGACUAGGAGAGCUACCUCAGGCUUUUGCACGCCUUAGUGCAGUUUACGGUGGGACAUACAUGUUGAAUAAACCAGAAUGCAAGGUUGAAUUUGAUCUUGAAGGAAAAGCUUGUGGUGUAGCCUCUGAUGGGGAAACAGCUCGAUGUAAGAAAGUUGUCUGUGAUCCUUCUUACUUACCAAACAAGGUUAGGAAGGUGGGGAAGGUUGCAAGGGCAAUUGCUAUUAUGAGCCAUCCUAUACCAAAUACAGACGAGUCUCAUUCAGCACAAGUUAUAUUGCCACAGAAACAACUUGGACGCAAGUCUGACAUGUAUCUCUUUUGUUGUUCUUACUCUCACAAUGUUGCCCCCAAAGGGAAGUUUAUCGCAUUUGUCUCAACAGAAGCUGAGACUGAUCGGCCUGAGUUGGAACUAAAGCCUGGUAUCGAUCUUCUUGGACCAGUAGACGAGUUGUUUUUUGAAACUUACGAUAGAUCUGAGCCUGUCAACGAACCGUCACUGGAUAAUUGCUUUAUAUCAACUAGUUACGAUGCUUCAACCCAUUUCGAGUCCACCGUCAUGGAUGUGCUUUCCAUGUAUACCAUGAUCACCGGAAAGUCUCUUGAUCUCAGCGUCGAUCUCAGUGCUGCCAGUGCUGCUGAAGAGUAUUGACAGCUUCCUCUGAUGUAUGCUAUUACUUGAUCGAGCUAUGUUUCGCCUCGAUGAUUGCUAUAAUCCGUGUUCAUCAAGCUCUGCUGUGUCAUUUGGGUUAAAUUAUGACAUGUAAAAUGUAUGGCUGUUUUAACUGCUCAAACGGUUGGAGACUUUGCAAUCUGUAAGGUACUAAUCACUCAAUGGUUUGAUAUACCAGCCACGCCUUAUGCUUUUGGUUUA